AUGGCGUCCUAUGAAGAAGAAGAUUUAAAUCCUUCAUCACAACAAUACUCACAGUAUAGUAAUGCCGAUCAAUCUAUUGUUCCAUUACAACCAAAUGGUGUAAUUGAACAACAAGCUCAAUCUGAGGAGAAUACUAGCACGGUUGAAUCACAACCACAACAAUCUGAAUUGGAACGUUAUUGGGAAGCCGUUAAAACAAAUCCCGAUGAUUUCAAUUCAUGGGAAUAUUUGAUUAGAAUAGCAGAAUCUGCUGAUGGGGGUCUUACACCUCAAUCAACACAAGAGACUAUUGCAAACAUGAGGAAUGUUUUCGAUCAAUUUUUGGCAAAAUUUCCAUUAUGUUUUGGAUAUUGGAAAAAAUAUGCUGAUUUCGAGUUUAUGAUACAAGGCCCGCUCGAAGCUGAAAAGAUUUAUGAACGUGGUGUUGAGGCAAUACCUAAUUCAGUUGAUCUUUGGACACAAUAUUGUUCUUUUAAGAUUGAGCAUUAUCCGGACGAUAUAGAAGGUAUUAGAGGGUUAUUCGAGAGAGGUGCAACUCGUGCAGGAUAUGACUUUUUAUCUCAUUUAUUUUGGGAGAAAUAUUUGGAAUUUGAAAAAUCAAAAGAAGCUUAUGACUGUGUCUUAAAAAUCCUUGAUAGGAUCAUACGUAUUCCCAUGCAUCAAUAUGCUAAAUUUUUUGACGAACCAAUAUCAGAACUUUUACCACCUGAUCAAUUAAAGCAAUUUAUAGCAGAGGCUCAAGCAACACCUCAACCUUCUACAACAGAAGGUACUGAAGAUGAACAGCCACCGACGGAAAAAACCGAGGAACAAAUUCAAAGUGAGAUAAGAACACGUAUCUAUAAUAUAAAUGUUGAAAAUUACAUGAAAACACAAGUUGAAACAAAUAAACGAUGGGUUUUUGAACAAGAAAUUAAAAGACCAUAUUUUCAUGUUAAAGCAAUGGAUGAAAUUCAAUUGUCAAAUUGGAGAAGAUAUCUUGAAUUUGAAGAGGGUGAAGGUGAUGAGACUAGAAUACAAGUACUAUAUGAAAGAUGUUUAGUUGCAUGUGCUUUGUAUGAAGAAUUUUGGCAAAAAUAUGCUCGUUGGAUGGUAUCCAAAAAUAGAAUAGAAGAUGCAAGAAAUAUAUACAUAAGAGCCACAACUGUUUUUGUCCCAAUAAGUCGCCCAAGUAUUCGCUUAUCAUAUGCGUGCUUUGAAGAACAAGAAGGCAAUAUUGAAAAGGCUAGAUCAAUAUAUAAAGGGAUCAUAGAAUCAUAUGAUUUAACAGAACCUAUCAACAUAUUAACAAAUUCUCUUGAAAAUACUGCUCAACUUGAUGACAAAUCAAAAGCCUUCUUAUCUGUACAACACGCAAAAUUGAUUUGGCAUUGUAAAGGAUCUGUUGAAGAAGCACGUCAAAAUUUUCAAGAAGCUUCAUCAAAAUAUUUGGAUAGUAAAUAUUUUUGGUUAAAUUAUUUUAAUUUUGAAAUAUCACAAAAUGAUUCUGAAGUAGAGACUCGCCUAAAAUCAUUAUUUGAUCAAAUUCGUAACACGUCAACUUUACCACCUGAGACAAUAAGAGAUUUAUCAAAUCGUUAUCUUGAUUUUCUAAUGGAACGUGGCAAAUCAAUAUUUGAUUAUAACAAAGUUGACAUAGAAUCUAAUACACAACCACUUUCAAAUCGUACUUCUACGUCUACAACAACAACUAUUGAUUAUUCAAAAAAACGUAGUGGAUCUGAAGAAGAUAUAUUAGAUAAUAAUAAACCAACUAAACAAAUGAGAUUAGAUCAUUCAUCAACAAUGGGUGGUGUUGUGGAUAAUAGUAAUGUUGCUGCUGCUGGUGGUGUGAAUACUAAUAAUUCUUCUCUUAUAGCUACUCCAACUACUGCCGUACCACCUUAUGCUGCUGCAGCUCAACCAACUACUGCCGCAGCUCAGAAUAAUUAUUACGCUGCACAAGGUCAAUGGAAUGCAACUGGUUAUCCAGGUUACCCAACUGCUGCAACUACUGCUCAAACGAUAGAAAAUAAGGAAAAUCAUUAA
This is a messenger RNA of Entrophospora candida, 2028 nucleotides long. NCBI's taxonomy places the organism in Eukaryota, Fungi, Glomeromycota, Glomeromycetes, Entrophosporales, Entrophosporaceae. The record is from the annotation of a GenBank genome assembly.